AUGUCUCGAGCUCACCUCUUCAAUUCCUCGGAAGGCUUGGUCAACAAGGCCCUUAAAGGGCUGAUCAGCUACAAUCCCUCACUGCGCUUCGAUGAGACCAACAGAGUCGUUUACAACUCGAGCUAUGACAAGACCAAGGUCAGCAUCAUCAGCGGCGGCGGUUCCGGCCACGAGCCCGCGUGGGCGGGAUACGUGGGCGAGAACAUGCUGGCCGCCUCUGCCUGCGGAGAUAUCUUUGCCAGCCCGAGCACAAAGCAAAUAGUCGCUGCCAUCGAAGCCGUGCCGUCUGACAAAGGCACUAUCCUCGUCAUUACCAACUACACGGGCGAUUGUCUUCACUUUGGCCUGGCCAACGAGAAAGCGAAUGCGAGCGGCCACAACUGCCGGAUGAUCAUCUGCGGCGACGAUGUGUCUGUCGGCAAGAAGGGCAGCCUGGUCGGCCGCAGAGGUCUUGCCGGACAGAUUGGGGUCUUGAAGGUGAUGGGAGCGGCUGCCGGGGCUGGCGGCUCCCUCGACAACGUCUACAACCUCGGAGUCGCCGUAUCGCAACAAAUCGUUUCCAUCGCGGCCACACUCGAUCAUUGCCACGUCCCUGGGCGAACCGAGCAUGCUACCCUGGGUGAAAACGAGGUUGAAAUCGGCACAGGACCUCAUAAUGAACCAGGCUACAAGAAGCUGUCCCCCGCACCUUCAGCCGAAGAGCUCGUGAAGAUGAUCCUCACGUACUGCCUUGACGAAAGCGACCAGGAGCGAGCUUAUGUCCAUUUCGAAUCCGGGCAUGAAGUUGCGCUCUUGGUCAGCAACUUUGGCGGCGUCUCCCAUCUUGAGUUGACCGCCUUGGUUGACGAACUGCUUGUUCAACUUGCCAGCGACUGGAAGAUCGAGCCCGUGAGGGUAUACUUUGGAACACUGGAAACCUCUCUCAAUGCUCCGGCGUUCUCGGUAUCGGUGGUGAACUUGACCGCUGCGGCUGAGAACUGCUCAUAUUCUGUUGAGCAGAUCAAAGACUUCUUUGACAUGCGAACGGAUACGCAGUGGGAAUCUAUGGCGGGAUCACAGUCCGUCCGAGGGCCACGCCAGGAACAACUCGUGCAAUCAACUCCGAGGGCCAAGAGCCCCGUCCCAGAGGACAGGGAUUUGCAUAUAGACGCACAGCUCUUGGCGAACAUGCUCAAAUCGGCAUGCGAAAGCCUCGUGGCUGCUGAGCCUGACCUCACGAAGUGGGAUACAGAGAUGGGCGACGGUGACUGCGGCGAAACAUUAAAAAUCGGUGCAACGGCGCUUAUCAACGCCAUAGAUGCCGAUGGGAUCGCGUCAAAGGGCUCGGUCGUCACAGUGAUGCAGGAGCUCGAGAACAUCGUGGAGACAAAGAUGGGUGGCACGCUCGGGGGCAUCCUCGGCAUCUUCUUCGUCUCGCUCACAUCCGCGGUGCAGCACAACGUCGACUUGGCCAAGUCGGGGCUAGACACCACAAGCCUUUGGGGCAAGGCCGUAUCCAUUGCGCUGGAGAGCCUGGAGCGGUACACGCCUGCAAAGGUGGGCGACCGUACGGUUAUGGACACUCUAAUACCCUUUGCUCAGGCUUUGAAGGACUCUGGCGAGUUUGAUAAGGGCGUUGAGGCAGCUGUUCAGGGAGCAGAAGCUACCAGGGGCAUGACUCCCAGACUUGGACGUGCCACGUAUGUUGCGGCUGGUGGCAGUUUGGGCAAGGAAUUGCCUCCUGACCCUGGUGCAUGGGGAGCCAUGGUGGCGAUCAAGGGCUUGAGAGAAGGGAUGGAAAAGGUCUUGUCGUGA
Thyridium curvatum is the source of this 1794-nucleotide messenger RNA. RefSeq lists its product as uncharacterized. Gene Ontology annotation, biological process: glycerol catabolic process. Bases 1 to 1794 code for a protein of 597 amino acids. The transcript has a single exon. Gene Ontology annotation, cellular component: cytosol. Gene Ontology annotation, molecular function: ATP binding; glycerone kinase activity. NCBI's taxonomy places the organism in Eukaryota, Fungi, Ascomycota, Sordariomycetes, Thyridiales, Thyridiaceae. The record is from RefSeq and is a predicted model, not a curated record.